UUCUGAGGGUCGGUCACACUGUACUGCUCUGCUCAAUUUGUCCUCAAUAAAAUUCCAAAAUUUCACUGUUUCUGUUUAAAAAAAAGGCGCAUAUUUGCUUAGACUUACAAUUCACAAUACACACAAAGUGCUAGUAUCGUUGUAAAAAAUGUCAACACCCGCACGCAGACGUCUUAUGAGAGAUUUUAAAAGACUUCAGGAAGACCCACCAACGGGUGUUUCGGGUGCGCCAACAGAUAAUAAUAUUAUGAUAUGGAACGCUGUGAUUUUUGGUCCACACGAUACACCAUUCGAGGACGGAACCUUUAAGUUAACCAUAGAAUUUACGGAAGAAUAUCCAAAUAAACCGCCAACAGUUCGAUUCGUGUCGAAAGUAUUUCACCCAAAUGUGUAUGCAGAUGGUGGCAUAUGUCUUGAUAUAUUGCAGAACCGCUGGAGUCCCACAUACGACGUGUCGGCCAUACUAACAUCCAUACAGUCACUGCUGAGCGAUCCCAAUCCCAACUCACCGGCAAACUCCACCGCCGCACAGCUGUAUAAAGAGAAUCGACGCGAGUAUGAGAAGCGUGUGAAAGCCUGCGUGGAGCAGAGUUUCAUCGAUUAGCCAUGCGCCCACACUAGGAACAGCAACAGCAGAAAAAUCAGAAGCGACAGCCAGGGCAGAGGCAGUACCAGCAGCAGCAGGAGGGGCACUAGCUUCAGAUUGAGAAAUCAGCAAACUACAGUAACAAAAAUAUACAAUAAAAUACACACAUUUAAAUUAAAUAACAGCAUGAAUACUUAUAACAAUUUUAGUGCUAUGAAAUUGUAACAGUGUCACAGCAACAAAUUCAUUUACUAUCCCCCACACAAACACUCACGAAAGUUCGAUCCUAGUUAGAUUUGUUUGGCCCGUUUCAUCGUAUCAUCCAAGAACCCGAUACACUCCCAGAAAUGCGAAAUACUUUCCCCAGCUGGCAGCAGCAGCAGCGUCAAAGGCCGCUGCAGCUGAUAAUCUCUUUCGUAAGCUAACAGCGAUUCAAAUGUUAUAAUAGUAGCAUAGAUAGCAGCGGCGAAAAAUGAUUAAUAAUUAUAAUAAAACACAUUAUAAAAACUAUGUCAAAUAAUUGCAAAAACAAAAUAGUUUCAUUUUAGAUGUGUGCAAAGCAACUCUACUAAGAACAAAUUACUAAACGCAUACUAAAACUAAAUCCGAAGCUAAACCAAAAACUAAAAAGCGUAAAGCAACAAUAAUAAAACAUGAUACAUAUGUA
This is a messenger RNA of Drosophila miranda, 1253 nucleotides long. RefSeq names its product ubiquitin-conjugating enzyme E2-17 kDa (gene Ubc6). Bases 149 to 604 code for a protein of 151 amino acids. NCBI's taxonomy places the organism in Eukaryota, Metazoa, Arthropoda, Insecta, Diptera, Drosophilidae. The transcript is spliced from 3 exons. The record is from RefSeq and is a predicted model, not a curated record. Gene Ontology annotation, biological process: proteasome-mediated ubiquitin-dependent protein catabolic process; DNA repair; protein polyubiquitination. Gene Ontology annotation, cellular component: HULC complex. Gene Ontology annotation, molecular function: ubiquitin conjugating enzyme activity.